Crotalus tigris (Tiger rattlesnake) is the source of this 5996-nucleotide messenger RNA. Its product is annotated as hornerin-like. The record is from RefSeq and is a predicted model, not a curated record. The coding region runs from base 145 to 3246 and encodes 1033 amino acids. Lineage: Eukaryota; Metazoa; Chordata; Lepidosauria; Squamata; Viperidae. The transcript is spliced from 51 exons.
CUUUCUUUGCCAUCCUUACCUCAGGCUCUGGCACUCCAGGGCUGCACACUGACCACAAGGCUUGCUGCCUGCUGAUCAGGAUUCCAGAAACAAGACUGGCUGUGAGGAGAAAAGGACAAGAAGAAGCUGGACUUCUCAGAAAAUAUGGAGAGAUUCCAUUUCUUUGCGUUUCUCUUGAGCGGAGUCUUAAUCUCUGGAGUCCUUGGCCUUCAAUCCACAAAUUUUUCAAUAGACUGUGAAACUAUGUCAACCAAUCUAACUGAACCAGAGGAAUCUGCACCCCCCUACCACCUUUUGGUAUCAUCCGAGGAAUAUGAGCCAGGACAUGAAGUUGAAGUGAAUCUGGAAGGAACACCAGAUGCUGGAUUUAAAUGGUUCAUGCUACAAGCUCGAGACAUUGAAAAAAAUAUCCCAGUUGGUUCAUUUUUAACUAUAGACCCAAAUACACAGAACCAUGACUGUUACCAUUUGCUGAAUUCAGCUUUAAUCCACAAGAACUCUGAUGAGAAAUAUAAUGUUACAUCUGUCUGGAUUUCACCAGAGGCUAAGAAGAUUCAGUUUGUAGCAACUGUUUUUCAAGAUCCGGAAAGAUACUGGGUUGUUAUAUCCGACAAAAUUCUUUUCCCUAGAGAUUCCAAUGUAACAGGAAAUGAUAACAAAGUGGCUGAUGUGGCCAAACAAAGCAGUGUAUCACCAAGAAGUAGGAAGAAGUCUUCUAGCAUUAUUGUAAGAGUAAACUGUGGCCAGGGUGGAUCUUAUGGAAGUGGCAGCGAAUGUGUCCAGGGCUCCUCACAGAGUGGUAGCAGUCAAUCUCAGGGAGGCUUAAUCUACCAGGGGGGAAGCAUCAAAAAGGUUGGAUGCCUUGGUGGUGGAACUGCAAGUGUCUACGACAAAUACGGUUGCCGUGAUGGAGGCAUAGACACUAGUGGCAGCAGCAGUUAUGGGCAGUCUGUUUCGACUAUCUCAGAUAAAGGAAAGGUCAUAGUAUAUCCUCCUACGAAGCCUUUCCCACCUGAACGUACAACAUACACAUCGCAACUUGCCAACUCCCACUACAAGCAUAUUCAGAACACUAAAUACGGCGAAAAGAUCCAGAGCCAGGGUUCAAAUCCUGAAAGUGAUAUUCGUAUUACAAUUCAGAGUGGACAACCGAUGAAAGUUUGUGAUAAGACCUCUCCUUCUUACAACAGCCAAGCCUGUAAAUUGACCAUACAGUCGUCUGCAUCUCAAAGUGGUGGUUCUUCUGUCUCUCGGGGUGAAACGAUUAUAGUAGGUGGUGGUAGACCUUCUACUUCCGUCAGUGGCAGUGGAACUUCAAUUAUAGUUAGUGACGGGAGACCUUCUUCAAUUGGUGGUAGUGGAACUUCGAUUAUAGUUGAUGGCGGUAGACCCUCUACUUCUGUUAGUGGUAGUGGAUCAUCAUCUACAUUUGGCAGCAGUGGAUCCAGGAAUCCUUGUGGUCAGGGAAAUAUCCCUGACAAGAAUCCUUGUAAGCCGGCUGGAUCAUCAUCUCAGCAAAGUUUUGGAAGUAGCCAUAGUGGUUCCUCCCAACAAGGAUAUGGUUCCCAGAGUGGUUCCUCCCAACAAGGUUAUGGUUCCCAGAGUGGUUCAUAUUCUCAGGGGAACAGAAAUCCUUGUGAUGGGAGCACUACUGGUAAAAUAAUCAGCAGUAGCAACUGUCCAAAGGGGGUACCAAGUGGAUCCUAUGGUAGUAGCAGCAGCAGUAGCAGCCAAUAUGGACAGUCUGGUCAGAGUGGAUCCUAUGGCAGCAGCAGCAGCCAAUAUGGACAGAGUGGAUCAUAUGGCGGCAGCAGCCAGUAUGGACAGAGUGGAUCCUAUGGAAGCCACAGCCAAUAUGGACAGAGUGGAUCCUAUGGGAGCAGCAGCCAAUAUGGACAGGCUGGACAGAGCGGAUCUUAUGGGAGCAGCAGCCAGUAUGGACAGGGCUCCCAAACUAGUGGAGACUACAACAUUAAGGGCUGUGGUGAAAACCCAAGAAACUGUAGACGCAAGAGGGCUGCAUCAGCUCCAAAUAUACUUAAGACAUUGAUCAAUAAGAUUCGAGAAAAAAGGAAUGAACCCUUUAAUUCAGAACAAAUGUACAGCAAAAACCAGGAUAGAACCUUUUCGGAUGAUAGAAACAAUCAUCCACAGAGUCAAUGUAUAUAUCCUAGUGCACAGGAUGAACAAGUUGGAUCACAUGGAGGCAGCAGUCAAUCUGAACAGGGUGGAUCAUAUGGUGGCAGCAGCAGCCAGGGAGGGUCAUAUGGCGGCAGCAGCAGCAGCAGUAGCAGUAGCAGCAGCUCUUCUGGAAGCCAGGUAAAAACAACUUUAUUCGUUUUUAAUGAUAAAUAUAGCUAUAAAUACAUGCUAAAUGUGUUUACACGCACACACGCACAUACAUACAUACAUACAUAUGUAAAUAGUCCUUACUUCCUGAUCAUAAUUGGGACUGGCAACUCUGUUGCGGAAUACCACACAUGCCAGGCAAAAUAUCAUAUGGGAGGAUCAUAUAGCAACAGUAGCAGCAGCAGUAUCAGCUAUUCUGGCAGCCAGGGAGCAUUAUAUAGCAGCAGCAGUAGUAGUAGCAGCAGCAGCAGCAAUUAUGGCAACCAGAACUCAACUUCUUCAGGAGGCAUCCAAACUGGUGGACAAAUUGGAUGUUAUUGUACAGAUGGGCUUUUGGGUUCCCAAUCAGCUAGUGGUCAAUAUGGUCAUGGAAAAGAAAGCUUGCAUGGGGACACCAGCCAAUAUGUUGAACAUGGUGGCAGCAGCCAAUAUGGUGGACAAGGAAAUCAGCAUGGUGGCCAUAACCAAUAUGAUGGUGGACAAGGAAGCUCAUAUGGUGGCAGUAGCCAGUUUGGUGAACAAGGAAGCCAGUUGGGUCGUGGACAAGGAAGUUCAUAUAGCAGCAGCAGCCAAUAUGGUGGACAAGGAAGUCAAUAUGGUGGUGGACAAGGAAACCAGUACGAAGGUGGACAAGAAAGCCUCUAUGGUGGUGGACAAGGACGUCAAUAUGGUGCAAGCAACCAAUAUAGUAGUGGACAAAUAAGCAAAUAUAGUGAACAAGAUUCCCAGCAUGGAAGAAUUCAGUCUGUUGGUACUGAAAAAGGCAAGCAACAUAGUGGACAAGGUUUUCAGAGCCAUCAGUCUCAUAAAUCUAGUGCUGUUGGGAAGCCGGCCAUCUUGUCUUUGACGCUUUUUAGCAUUCUGAGUGCCUUUGCUGUUUCUUCUUCAACUGCAUAAUUAGGACUGGCAACUUACUCAUUAAGCAAAGCAGUUCCUAAAUGAAACCACAACUCUGCUGUAGUCUUACUUCAACUUUCUUUUGCUUUACAAAAUCGCCAUAACUUUGAAUGGUUGCUAAACGAGGAUUACCUGUAUAUUAUUCUUUUAUCUUUGUUUUUUUAAUGUACUAUAUUGUAUUUCAUUGCAAAAAUGACAUUUUUGAUAUGAAAUUCAUUAAUGGAUCACCUGACUUUAAUCAAAGGCUACAGUUUACUUAAGACUGUUGAUAUAUUUGGAAAUAACUACGUUUAAAAUUGUGUGGAUUGAGACAGUUUAUUGCUCCUUACUAUUGUGUAAUGUAGUACUGACUCAAAUUUUGGCAAUACUGUAUAUUUUAAUUAUACGACACUGAUUAAGGUAGAAAUAAUUAUUCUGAGUACAUUCAUGAAUAACUAAAUUACAGCUGAAUUCUAAGAUUUCGAAAGGUAUACUCUUGCAGCAUUAUCUAGAAAUUUCUUCAUAAAAAGAAAGAGAAUUAUGGGAAAAUCUAUAAUAAUUUUUCAGGAAUAUUGUAAAAAUCAACUAUUUCCCAUUCUUAAUAAAUAGCAGGAACCUUCUGCAACUGUUUUCUUUCCUUCAGUUAUGUUAACUUAUAUAAAUUCAAGGCAACAAUAACAUCUAUAUGCUAUUAAAACUCUCAUGUUUGUAACUUUUAACUGGACAAAAUGGUGCACCAUAGAGCAAAACAUUUUGAACCAAAGUACCUCAAAUAGAUUAACUUGUUCAAUGCAUCCUAAAUCUGGAAGCCAUGACUCCUGUGGAAAUUAAAUUUGGCAAAGGUCAUAAAAUAUUUUAUGACAUAAAGUUAUCAUACAACAUUUUAUGAUACUUUACAAAAUGUUGCAACAUAUUUCCUGUGGUCAGCUCCUGAUGGUUGACUGUGCUGUGCAGAUAUUUUCAAGUCAGAUACAAUUCUGAAUAUCUCCCUGAAUUUUUAAAAACUUUUCUAGUGAAGGCAGUACAUUAGAAGUACUAUCAUUAUUGAAGGCAUUGAGGAAUUUGGUAAAGAAAUAUCUUUGAAACAAUAGCCCAAUGGGACGCAUGCUGAUUAGUUAUAAUAUGGUGCACAGAGAGGCAUGUCCCCCCAAAAAAUCAAGAGAGCUGAUGCAACCACACUGUUGUGGUGGUUCUUAAAAUGGAUUAUGUUUUCAAUUUUGCUGUCAUCUUGGGGGUUUUUCCCCCCUUGCUCUUUAUUUGGAUUUUUCUUGCCCAAUCAACCUUUUGAAAGCAAACAAAAAUAACAAAGACUCACAUCUGAUUUGUUGCAACAUCAUGGAAAACUCUCUGAGUAAUGUAAAAGUGAGUUCUUAAUAUAAUAUUCACCCUGGUUCAAGAGGUUGUUUGGGAUCUCAUAUUCUAAAGGUCUUGGGUUCAGGUAAUUUAAAAUAAAAUGCUUUUAAUCUAUUAUUCCCUCACUCACAGGCUCCUUGGAGUCAUCUGAGAACAUUUGAAAAAUUUUCCAUGGGCUCAUCUCCUGACCGCCCAGAGCCAAUCUUCUUUGCAGAUAAUCUCAAUCCUGUGGGAUGCCCUCCCUGCUAAACUGACAGGUCUAAGGUUUUUGAUGGCUUUUUCAAAGGCCCUACAAGCAUGAUUUUUAGAUAAAAUUAUUUUUUAAAAAUUAUUUUAAACAUCUCAGCCUUUGUGUUUGUAUUCUUUUGUAAGCUGCCAAGAGAUCUUGGUAGACAAUAAUAUAAAGAGUUUAAUUAAAAAAAUAAAUUAACCCAAGAUACAUUCUUUGAGAGACCUUUAAGUAAGGACAUAGGAAGUCCAAUUCUAAAAAUUAAAACCCCCAUUUUUUUAAAAAAAAAAACUUUUUAAAAACAUAAUACCACUCUUUUCACUAUCCUGUACCUUUUGUUAUCAGAAUUAGUGAGCUGGAAGAUGUAAGAAUAACAAUAUGUAUUAACAGCAGUUUAAGAACAAUAUAUAGCCUACUAGCAUAGGCUUUGUAAGCGUAUAUUUCCAAAGAGAAAUAAUGUACAGAUGCCAAAUGCAGUGAUGAUAAUCUAACUUAAAUAACUUGUGUUGCCUUUUACGUUAAGUCCCAUAAUAUAGUUUUCUGCAAUAGCUCGGUAUGCUUUUCUUAGGGAUGAAUCAUGAAACACAUUUUAUAGGGAUAAUAAUUUGUAAAUGCUCUAAAUAUAGUGAGAUGGGAAGGGAUAGGAUGGGAUACAAUCCCUCUUGUUUUCAGGCAAAUUUGUCAUGCUAUUUCUGUUCAGAUAGCCAUAAUUAAGCUUGAGCUAAUCACCUUAAAACUCCCCCCCCCCUUUAAACAUUGACUGUUAGACUACAAAACCAUAACAGAGUAUCUUAUAGUGUCAGUGUUACUCACACCACACAGACCCUCAGUCAAAACAGUAAAUUGCUUAAAUGACUCCUAAAAUUCUUACUGUAUAAACAGGAAUUGUCGUGGCAUUUUAAAAGUAUAAUUUUUGAAGGUUCAGUCUACAAAAUGACAUAAAAGCUCAGUGGAUAUUUAGCAUUCAAAUCUUAACUGUAUUUAGAAACAAUUGGAAUGCAGGAAUCUCCUCCUCCUCCUCCUUUUCUUCAUCCCACCUUUAUAACAUGCUAAUGCUUCUGCCUCCUAUUUAUAUAUGUGUAGCAAAGGGUCAAAGGUUGUGCAAAGCAAGCCUACAUAUAUAAAAACUGUCACUGCAUGAUUGUGAAUAUAUUCUCGGCAUUUGAAACAAUAAAGCAUAAUAUCAAUA